This is a messenger RNA of Exophiala bonariae, 1686 nucleotides long. RefSeq lists its product as uncharacterized. The transcript is spliced from 2 exons. Gene Ontology annotation, molecular function: carotenoid dioxygenase activity. Gene Ontology annotation, biological process: carotene catabolic process. NCBI's taxonomy places the organism in Eukaryota, Fungi, Ascomycota, Eurotiomycetes, Chaetothyriales, Herpotrichiellaceae. The coding region runs from base 1 to 1686 and encodes 561 amino acids. The record is from RefSeq and is a predicted model, not a curated record.
AUGGCACAUAUUUACGAGCUCGCACCACAGGUUGUGUCGAACUACACGGGUGGUCGUAAGACCACCGACCAUGUCAAGUAUCCGGAGACUGGAGUGUUUCAAGGGUUCAACAAGCCUUCACGACUCGAAGGCGAUGUUUUUGACCUAGAAUUUGACGGCGUGAUACCACCAGAGAUUAAUGGAACGUUCUAUCGGAUCCAACCAGACCAUCGAUUCCCACCGAUAUUUGAAGAUGACAUACACUUCAACGGCGAUGGGAGUGUGACCGCAAUACGCAUCCAAAAUGGCCAUGCAGACUUCAAGCAACGAUAUGUUCACACCGAUCGAUAUAAUGCCGAGAGUCAAGCUCGGAGAGCCUUGUUCGGGAGGUACCGCAAUCCAUAUACUGACAAUGAGAUUGUCAAGGGGAUCGUGCGGACAGCCGCGAAUACGAACAUCACAUUCUGGAGAGGCGUCCUUCUAGCCUCGAAAGAAGAUGGUCCGCCAUACAUCAUGGAUCCUGUGACGUUGGAGACAAUCGGACGGUACGAUUUUGAAGGCCAAGUUCUGACACCAACAUUUACUGCACAUCCAAAAUUCGAUCCCGAAACAGGAGAGAUGUUGUGCUUUGCUUACGAAGCUGGCGGUGAUGGCCACGACGGCUCAAACGACAUCGUUGUCUGGACGAUUGAUGCAGACGGGAAGAAAACUGAGGAGGCAUGGUACAAAGCGCCCUUUUGUGGAAUGAUCCACGACUGUGGCAUUAGCAAGAAUUAUAUGGUUCUCCCUCUGACCCCGGUCAAGUGGACUUCGAUGGAUCGGUUGAAAGAGGGCCGGAACCACUGGGCCUGGGAUCCGAAGGAAGAUCAGUGGUAUGGAGUGGUACCUCGGAAGGGAGGAAAGCCAGAAGAUAUUAUCUGGUUUCGUGCCGACAAUGCCUUCCACGGCCACGUUGCAGGUUGCUAUGAGAACGACGAGGGACAGGUUGUCUUCGAUCUCACCGUUGCCGAUGGUAAUGUCUUCUUUUUCUUCCCUCCACUGGACGAAAAAGAAUCACCACUAGCCAAAAGAAACCAACUUAGAAGUCCAACGUGUCGAUGGAUCUUCGAUCCGAAAGCCAAGUCCGGAACUCGAGUCACACCGGCGGAGACCUGGCUGACGAACGGAGAGUUUUCUCGAAUCGAUGACCGGUAUGUAACAAAAGCAUACAAUCACUUCUGGCAGGCGAAAGUCGACCCAACAAAACCAUACGAUUUUGCUAAAUGCGGUUCUCCAGCUGGUGGACUCUUCAACUCUCUGGGCCACUAUACUUGGAACGAAAGAACAGAAGAUGUCUACUUUGCUGGGCCGACCGCCACACUUCAAGAGCCAUCGUUCAUCCCGAAACACGAUGGAGGAGAAGGCGAGGGAUAUAUCAUUGCUCUGCUGAACCACCUGGAUGUGCUGAGGAAUGAUAUUGUCAUCAUGGAUGCAUUGAAUGUUGCGAAAGGUCCAAUAGCGGUCAUUCAUUUACCAUUCAAACUGAAGCUUGGCCUCCACGGGAACUUCGUGGAUCAGAGAGAUAUUGAGGAGUGGCAGAAACGUCGAUCUGCCUCAGGUGAUCUGGGGCCAGCGCAGGCUGCAAAAGACCCUUUGCCAUGGCAAGUUAGGCAGAUGGAAACGAGUUCCGGUCCGGCUGAUGAGAAUCAGGUCAAUGGGCAUGCCUAG